Molecule: messenger RNA, 939 nt
Organism: Parascedosporium putredinis
Lineage: Eukaryota; Fungi; Ascomycota; Sordariomycetes; Microascales; Microascaceae
Source: the annotation of a GenBank genome assembly
AUGUCUUCCAGCCCCAAGGACUCCGGCGCGCCAGCGCUCUCCUCGGUUCCUACCCCGGCCACCCUCGAUGCUAAGCCCGCCGCGCCCGAGGCCCCCAAGGCCGUCGCCGCCAAGUCCGAGGCCAUGGCGCAAGUCCGCUCCUUUGUCGCCGGCGGUUUCGGAGGCAUCUGCGCCGUCGUCGUCGGACACCCCUUUGACCUCGUCAAGGUCCGCCUCCAGACCGCCGAGCGCGGCGUCUACUCCUCCGCCAUUGACGUCGUGAGGAAGAGCGUGGCCAAGGAGGGCUUGAGGAGGGGACUAUACGCCGGUGUGAGCGCGCCGCUCGUUGGUGUAACCCCCAUGUACCCUCGUCCGCAACUUCUCCCCCACCACGAACCCCAACACCCCCUCACCAUUGGCCAAAUCUCCGCCGCCGGCUUCUUCUCCGCCAUCCCCAUGACCCUCAUCACCGCCCCCUUUGAACGCGUCAAGGUCAUCCUCCAGGUCCAGGGCCAAAGACCCUCGCCCCCGGCGAGAAGCCCAAGGCGGCGCCCGCUCCGUCUUCCGCGGCAGCGUCGCCACCCUCGCCCGCGACGGGCCGGCUCCGCCGCCUACUUCGCCGCCUACGAGUACAUCAAGCGCAAGCUCACCCCCAAGGACCCCGUCACCGGCGCCCCUACCGGCAACCUCUCCCUCAUGGCCAUCACCUGCGCCGGUGCCGCCGCCGGUGUCGCCAUGUGGGUGCCCGUCUUCCCUAUCGACACCGUCAAGUCCCGCCUCCAGACCGCCGAGGGCAACGUCACCCUCGGCGGCGUCAUCCGCGAAGUCUACGGCAGGGGCGGCCUCAAGGCCUUCUUCCCCGGUUUCGGCCCCGCCCUCGCCAGGGCUGUCCCCGCCAACGCCGCUACCUUCCUCGGCGUCGAGCUCGCCCACCAGGCCAUGAACAAGAUGUUCAACUAA